UUCUUACAGUGUGCGCUAGGUCUCAGCUGCUGCGGCGCUGGCCAAUAGGAAGGCGCGGAGCCCCGCGCUCCCCGUCCUCUGAUUGGAAGAUUCAGACUCAAAAGUCCGCUUUCAAAUCUUUAACGGGUAGCGGGUUGAGUUGCUGCGGCCGGAGGGGUAUAGCAGCGGCUGUACCCACUGGAGACAGUGACUGCACCAGCUAGAGGGACUUCGUUCUGAAUAAAGAAGUGGCUGCAACAAUGUCCCAGAGCAAAGCGUCUUAUUCCUUUGAUGCUCCAACAGCCUUCAUCAAUUUCACAUCUUUGAAUAAUGAAGACAUGUAUAAUGUGGACUCCUGGUUUGAGGAGAGGGCCAAUUUGGAGAAUAAGCCCCCUGAAGAUGAUGAAGCACAAGGGCCCUCCUAUAGGAAGACACCUUUGAGAAAGCAAGCAGUUGUCAUGCCUCUGAGAUCAGUUGGCAAUACUUAUGUGGAAACAGAGAAUCCAGCAGAGGAAUGUGCUCCAUCCAGUGCUUGCGAGUCACCGGGCUUCCAGGAAACUACAUCCAAAAAUGCCCCUGUUUUUGGAUCCCUUGUUCCAAGCCAAUCGCAAAGGGUGACCAGAAACAUGUCUGCUCAGAAGAAAUCAGAACAACGGCAGAAACAUCAGCUCAAAACGAAAGCAGAGAGACACCCUGUUCCUGUGGUCAAUGAUGAAAUGCCACCCUCCAAGAAAAUGAAAGUCACUGAGAGCAAAAGUAAGUCCAUGGAAGGUAAUGCUUCCAAAAAUGGUGUCCAGAAGAGUGAGCCUCCCUUGGGACGACCCACAGGCAGAACAGCUGUGUCUUGCACGCCACCCAUUAAGGAAGAAGGUCUAAAAAGUUCAGAGGAACAAGAGUUGGAGAAGAGACUCAAGAUGCAACAGGAGGUGGUAGAGAUGCGUAAGAAGAAUGAAGAGUCCUUGAAAAUAGCUCUAGCAGGGCAGCCUAUGAAGAAAAUAGUCAGCCAGGUAACCAAGUCAGUUGACUUCCACUUCCACACAGAUGAUAGGAUCAAACAGCAACCAAAGAGCCAGGAAGAAUACAAAGAGGUGAAUUUUACAUCUGAACUUCGGAAGCAUCCUCCAUCUCCGGUAAGAAACCUGGACAAAAAUCAAUUACUUGGAGAGCUAACAUUCUGGCUAAGUGUAUUACACUCCAAACCAUCAGUGCUCAAGAUAACAAACCCACAGACUCCUGUAUUUAAAACUAAGCAACGAGCAAGGCCUGUAACGUGCAAGAGCACAGCCGAGUUGGAAGCAGAGGAACUUGAGAAAAUUCAACAAUACAAAUUCAAAGCACGGGAACUUGACUCUAGAAUCCUUGAAGGUGGACCCAUUUUGCCAAAAAAACCUCCUGUAAAACCACCCACCCAAGCUAUUGGUUUUGACCUGGAAAUUGAGAAGAGGAUACAGGAGCGAGAAGCAAAGAAGAAAUUGGAAGAGGAUCACUUUGAGUUUCAUUCUAGGCCUUGUCCUACCAGGAUCUUGGAAGAUGUUGUGGGAAUUCCAGAGAAGAAAAAGCUCCCUCCCACAAUCCCAAAGUCUCCUGCCUUUGCCCUGAAGAACAGAGUCCGUGUCUUCACCAAGGAGGAUGAGGAAGAAGAAGAACCAGCGGUGAUCAGAGCUCAUCCUGUGCCACACUAUGGAGUGCCCUUUAAGCCCCGAAUCCCUGAGCAGAGAACUGUGGAGAUUUGCCCCUUCUCCUUUGAUUCCCGGGACAAAGAACGGCAAUUACAAAAGGAGAAGAAAGUAAAAGAGCUACAAAAAGGAGAGGUGCCUAAAUUCAAGGCACACCCCCUGCCUCACUUCGACACUAUUAACCUGCCAGAGAAGAAAGUAAAGAAUCCAACCCAGCUUGAACCUUUCCACCUGCAGACAGAUGAGAGAGGAGCUCUAAAGGCUCAGACCUGGAAGCAGCAGCUUGAAGAAGAUUUAAGGCAGCAGAAAGAAGCAGCUUGCUUCAAAGCUCGUCCAAACACUGUCAUCCAUCAGGAGCCCUUUGUUCCCAAAAAAGAAAAAAGACCCAUAUCAGAGGACCUUUCUGGUUCCAUAGUUCAGGAACCUUUUCAACUGGCAACAGAGAGGAGGGCCAGAGAACGGCAGGAAUUUGAGAAACAAAUGGCGGAGGUUGAAGCGCAGAAAGCCCAGAAGCUGGAGGAGGCCAGGCAACGGGAAGAAGAGCAGAAGAAGGAAGAGCUAGUGAAACUUCGACAAGAACUGGUACACAAGGCAAAUCCUAUCCGCAAAUACCAGAGUGUGGAGGUGAAGCCCAGCGAUCAGCCCUUGACGUUACCAGUAUCUCCCAAGUUUUCUACCAGGUUCCAGUGUUGAGCUACAGCUUCCUGUGUUUGCGUGCACUCUUUCCUUGUGGGAGGUGGAGGCACAGUCUGUAGAAGUCAAGAGCAUUUUCAUGCUUUACCGCCGGGCAAUCAGACACAUCUCUACCAACUGUCUUAACUGUGCUUCACUCUUGAAGACUUUGAGUCUGUGUGGUUAAUGCAAGAAAACCAUUCUGAUGCGCAUAAUGGAUUUUGUUUGUCUAAUCUAGCCACGUAGUUCCUUUCGGUAUGGGCUGGCCAUUAAUGUGGGUCUUAAUUCUUCCAAUAUAAUUUUUAGCUUAGUGUAACCUAUUAGCCCAUUUUUUUUUUAAACAAGAAAAUAAAGAUACUCAAAUUUAGAGGCUUAGAUCAUAAUUGCAGGUGAGGAUCUCUGUCUCAGCUGCUUUUCUUUUUUCAUUCUCUCACCUUUUUCUUCCCACCCUUUGCUUUCUUUUAGAAGAGUAGGGUUGGUUCUAGAGAGAAGUAGUUAAAUCAUGAACUCUUAGCUUUCAGUUGCUAAGAGAGAGAAAACUUAGCCUAAGCAACUAUUUAUAUUAAUGAGUGAUAAGGCCAGAUGGAUAAAUUAAAUUCACAGAUAUUCCAGAAAACUUUAUUAUAGCCAUCACUUAAAACUUAUGUACCACACCUUGGCCAGAACUAUUAUAAAGAAAUGUUUAAUGGAUCUGAGUUCCUUUCCAUCUUUUUUUCUCCAUUUCCCUGAACCCCCCAAACACACAUAUUUCCUUUGGUAUUGACAAGAAGCCAGAAUUGGGGGGAAAAAAAGCUGAAAAGAAGGGCGGGAAGGAACCUGAGAGAUCAUCUGAUCCAGCUGCUAUACCUGAUGCUAUACCUGAUACCAUCCACAAGACUAACAAAAGGGGGUUAGCCCACCUUUAUUAAAGCACUCUGUAAUGGGGAUCUCAUUCCAUUUAUAUUGAGUCAGACUUUGCAUACCCCUGAAAUAAAUUUGUUUAAACUCUU
Messenger RNA from Dromiciops gliroides (monito del monte), 3316 nucleotides. It is a transcript of the gene TPX2, whose product is annotated as TPX2 microtubule nucleation factor. The record is from RefSeq and is a predicted model, not a curated record. Gene Ontology annotation, cellular component: spindle; microtubule. NCBI's taxonomy places the organism in Eukaryota, Metazoa, Chordata, Mammalia, Microbiotheria, Microbiotheriidae. Gene Ontology annotation, biological process: regulation of mitotic spindle organization; activation of protein kinase activity.